Messenger RNA from Paramecium sonneborni, 3936 nucleotides. Lineage: Eukaryota; Ciliophora; Oligohymenophorea; Peniculida; Parameciidae. The record is from the annotation of a GenBank genome assembly.
AUGCAGACUGAAAGCGAAGAGCCAUCAUAGUUGAUAAUUAACAGAAUAAUAUUGGAUAAUUUUAAAAGUUAUUAUGGACAUUUAGAGAUUGGUCCAUUUCAUCAUUAAUUUACAAGCAUAGUUGGGCCAAAUGGUUCUGGGAAAUCAAACUUAAUAGAAUCAUUACUCUUUGUCUUUGGUAAGAAGGCUUCAUGGAUGCGUCUAUAGAAAAUUCAUUAAUUAAUACAUAAUUCUGCUGAACAUAGAGAUGUAAAGAAAGCCUCUGUUGAAGUUUAAUUUAUAGAAUAGAGCGGGAAUAAUCGAAGUCAUUUUAGUGUAAAGAGAACAGUUCAUCAUACAGGAUAAUCAAAUUAUGAUAUAAAUAAUAAACACGCUACUUUAGAAGAGGUGACAACAUUAUUGAAAUCAAAGGGAAUAGAUCUUACAAAUAAUAGAUUUCUUAUAUUAUAAGGAGAAGUUGAAUAAAUUUCAUUGAUGAAACCAAAAUCAGGAGAUUAAGAAAAGCCAGGAUUAUUGGAGUAUCUUGAAGACAUAAUUGGAAGUAAUCAAUAUCAAGAAUAGAUUGAUAAAAUGACAGAAGAAUAUUUAUAAUUAGAUGUAUAGAGAAGAGAAAAGGGAGAAAUGAUGAGAGUAGUUGAAAUGGAUCUUGAAAAAUUAGAGCCAGGAAAGGAUAAAGCUGUAGAAUUAGUUAGAAAUGAAAUAAAGAAUUCAUAAUUGUAAAAUGUUUAAUAAUAAAUUGCUAAUUAUAAAGUAUAGACUUAAAUAAGUAAAUGUAAAGAGAAUAUUACUUAAAUUGAUGAAAAUUUAAAAAUUACAGCAUAAGAAUCUAAGGAUAAAGUCAAAGAUCAUGCAGAUACUUUAAAAUUAAUGAAAAUAGCAUAAGAUAAAGUUUAAAAAACUAGAUAAAAACAUUAAUCAAUUAAAGCUAAAGUUGAGGAGUUGUAAGCAAAAGAUACACAAAAUAGAGAAGAAAUUAAUAAUUUAACUUCAUAAUAAAAUAGGUUUAAAAAGAAAUUAGAUGAAUUAGAUUAAGAAAGGAGUAAAUGUAUAGAUGAAGUUGAAGAUUUAAAAAAAGAAAUUCCAGUAUAAGAAAAAUCUAUAAAGACUUUAAAAUAAGAAAAAGAAGAAUUAGAAGAAAUAGUAUAAAAAAUGAAUUAAUAACAUUAAUAAGAAGUUAGAAAAUUAGUAGAUAAGAAGUCUAAUUUAUAAAAUAUAAUAUCAGAACCAACAUUAUAAAGAAAUCAAUAUGCAAAAGAUUUAGAAAUAACUAAAAAUAAAUUAAAUUAAUUAAGAUCUCCUGAAACAGAUGGAGGAAAAGGUAUUUAAAGUAGUUUAAGUGAUUGUGACAAUAGUAUUAUGUAACUUAAAGAAAUAGUAAAAACACUAAAUUAAACAAUUGAUGAAAUAAAAAAUAGAGAAAAAAUGUAAAUAGAGAAAUAGACACAAUUAAAAAAGGAACUUAAAUAGAAUGAAGAAUAAUUAUAAGAAGUUCAAUAAUAAAUAGAUGGAUUUUCAAUUUAAUAAAAUUAAUAGAAUGAAUAGAAUGCAACAAUUAGAGCAAUUAUGACAGCUGCAUAAUAAGGUUAAUUAAAAGGAGUGAUUGGUAGAAUUGGUGAUUUAGCAUAUAUUGAUUAAAAAUAUGAUAUUGCUAUAUCUACUGCAUGUGGAAAAGGAUUUGAUUCAAUUUUAGUUGAAAAUUAAUAAGCUGCAGAAGCUUGUGUAAAUUUUUUAAAAUCAAAUAGAAUAGGUAGAUAUACAUUUGUGUCUUUGGAUGUUGUUAAUAAAAUGAUUAAUCAAGAUAUGAUGUAGAAGAGAGCUUAAAAUCCUAAUUAAACUGAAAGAUUAUUUGAUUUAAUAUAGGUUAAAAAAUAAGAAUAUUAAGCAGUAAUAUUUAAAAUUGUAGGUUAAACACUUGUAUGUGAAAAUAUUGAUUUAGCUAGAAAAUUAAAAUUUGAAUAAAAAAAUCCAAAUAGAUUUGUAACACUUGAUGGAAAAUUAAUUGAAGCUAAUGGUGUAAUGAGUGGAGGUGGAUAAUAAAGAAGAGGUGCUUUAAGUGCAAAUAAUAAAAAAUAAGAUUUAAAUCUCUCUAAAAAUAAUUAAAAUUAAUUAGAAGCCAUGUUAAAAUAAUUUUAAUAAAACAGAUAGUUAUUUGAAUAAUAAUUAAUUAAAGUAGAUCAUGACUUAUAAACUUUGAUUAAAGAUGGAAAAAUAAUAUAAGAAAAAUUAGAUUAAGCUUCUUAAGAUUUAAAAUUUUAAUAAGAUUUAAAAUAAGAUUUAUAAUAGAAAUUAGAAAAUGUAAAAAAAUUAGAAUAAGAAAGAUCUGAUAUUGAAAAGUAGAGAAAGGAAUAUGAAAAGUAAAUUUUAAAUCAUUAAGGCAAUAUUGAUAAUAUUGAUAAAAAAAUAUCUAAAGAAAAGAAAUAAUUAGAAUAAAUUGAAUAAGAAAUAUCUGAGUCUGAAAAUAAAGAACUGAAAUAAAAUAAAGAAAAAUUGUCAUAGUUGACAGUGAAAUUUGAUAAAGAUGAUGGAGAAUUUAAAAAAAUGUAAACUAGAUUAGUUUUUUUGGAGAAAAAAUAGAAGACAUUAGAUAAAGAUGAAAUAAAAAUUAAAGAAGAUUUAGAAAAAAUAGAAUAGAAAAUUAAUUAGAUAAAUUAAGAAUUUAAAAAUGCUGAAGUUUAGAUGAUUGAAGCAUUUGCUUUACUAAAAAUCACUUUAGAAGAUUAGAAAAAUGCAGAGAAUGAUUAUAAGGAAACUUAAGCUAAGAAUAAAGAAUUUGAUGAAUUAAUAACAAGAUUGAAAGAGAAAACUAAUAAAUUGAAAUAAGAAAAGGAGGAAUGUAUUUCUGCUAUGAAAAAAGCAUAAGAUGAAUUAAGUGAAGGAUUAACAAAAUUAGAAUAAAUAAGAUUGAAUUAUAAGGAGAUGUAAAAUGAUUAUGAAUUUUUGAAUGAAUUAGAAGAGAUAGCCAAUUGGAGAUUAUAAGAGUAAUAAUAAUAAUAAUAAUUUCCUUUAACAACAGCAAAUUAGAAUUAAUCGAUGUUAAAUAUCAGCGUAAUAUUUAAAUUUAUAAUAGUUUAUUGAUUAAGGAGAUGAAUCAUUUGAUGAUGGACGAAAGAGAGGAGCAACUUUAGCAAUAGACUUAAAGGCAAUUUUAGAGAUAUCAGUUACAUAAGAAUUAACAGAGGAAUAAACAAUUUAAUUUUGUCCAAUAGAGAAAGAGAUUGGGAGAGUUCAUGCACAUAUAUAAGCUUAAAUAAGAGAAAUUACAAAGGAUGCAAAUAUAAAAGAUAUUUAAGAAUUUAAAAUAAAGUAUUUGGAAUACAAGGCAAAAAAGAGUGACUUUGAUUAGACAAAGCAAUAAUUAUAAUAAUAAAAAUAAAAGAUUGAUUAAUUAAAAAAGGAAAGAUAUGAUUUAUUUAUGCAUGGAUUCAAUGUAAUAGGAUCAAAAUUAAGAGAGACUUAUCAAACAUUAACAAAUGGAGGGGAUGCUGAAUUAGAAUUAGUAGAUACUAUGGAUCCAUUUAGUGAAGGUAUAAGUUUUAGUGUAAGACCAAAGAAUAAAUCUUGGAAAUAGAUGUCUAAAUUAUCAGGAGGAGAAAAGACAUUAUCUUCAUUAUCAUUAAUAUUUGCACUACAUUAUUAUAAACCUACACCAUUAUAUUUCUUUGAUGAAGUGGAUGCAGCUUUAGAUUAUAAAAAUGUUUCUAUAGUUGCCAAUUUUAUAAAAGACAGAACAAAAAAUGCUUAGUUUAUUGUGAUCAGUUUACGUAACAAUAUGUUUGAAUUAGCUAAUAAAUUAGUAAGUUUUUAUAAUAUAAUAUUAAGAUUGGCAUAUAUAAAACAUUUGACACAACCAAGACUAUAUAAAUUUAACCAGAAUUAGUGUAGAUGAAAAUAAAUUCUUAUAAUGAAAACAAUGAAAAUAUUAAUUAAAAUAGAUGA